Messenger RNA from Dichomitus squalens LYAD-421 SS1, 595 nucleotides. RefSeq names its product clathrin coat assembly protein ap17. The transcript is spliced from 6 exons. Gene Ontology annotation, biological process: protein transport; clathrin-dependent endocytosis. NCBI's taxonomy places the organism in Eukaryota, Fungi, Basidiomycota, Agaricomycetes, Polyporales, Polyporaceae. Gene Ontology annotation, cellular component: intracellular membrane-bounded organelle; AP-2 adaptor complex. The record is from RefSeq and is a predicted model, not a curated record. Bases 87 to 518 code for a protein of 143 amino acids. Gene Ontology annotation, molecular function: clathrin-cargo adaptor activity.
UCCUCUUGGACUGCUUGCCGUGCCGCGCUAGUUCUGAUAUCUCUCUGAGCGCCGCACUCAUCUGUGGGAACUAUAGAAGGCGAAUCAUGAUUCGUUUCAUCCUCGUGCAGAACCGUCAAGGCAAAACACGGCUUUCUAAAUGGUACGUACCUUACGAUGAUGACGAGAAGGUACGGCUAAGGGGAGAGGUGCACCGGUUAGUCGCUCCGAGGGACCAGAAGUACCAGUCGAAUUUCGUUGAGUUCCGCAACCAUAAGGUCGUCUACCGCCGCUACGCUGGCCUGUUCUUUUGCGUCUGCGUAGAUGCGAACGACAACGAACUCGCGUACCUCGAGGCCAUUCACCUCUUCGUAGAAGUACUUGACUCCUUCUUCGACAACGUUUGCGAGCUCGAUCUGGUGUUCAACUUCUACAAGGUUUACGCCAUUCUGGAUGAGGUAUUCCUUGCCGGAGAGAUUGAAGAGACAAGUAAAGACGUUGUAUUAGCAAGACUAGAGCAACUGGAGAAGCUCGAGUGACCAUCGGCGACUCCAUCCUACGCCUGCUGCAGUCACACAUAUUCUGGAUCUGGAUACCGCUUAUCAUGAAUUAUAUC